This is a messenger RNA of Folsomia candida, 2958 nucleotides long. RefSeq names its product dynein assembly factor 5, axonemal (gene Dnaaf5). Gene Ontology annotation, biological process: cilium movement; inner dynein arm assembly; outer dynein arm assembly. The record is from RefSeq and is a predicted model, not a curated record. NCBI's taxonomy places the organism in Eukaryota, Metazoa, Arthropoda, Collembola, Entomobryomorpha, Isotomidae. Gene Ontology annotation, molecular function: dynein intermediate chain binding. The transcript has 10 exons. Gene Ontology annotation, cellular component: cytoplasm. Bases 219 to 2831 code for a protein of 870 amino acids.
GCUCGACUUCUGCAAAAAACCGGCCCGCGAUUUAUAUACAAUCACACUGGAGCAGCUCACAUGGACACGAAAAAAAACAUUGAUCAAACUUUUCGCAAAUUCGCAAUUGGAAACUGAUUUUUUUCUAGAAAAUCUGAAAAUCUCUGGUAGUUGGCCUAUAAUCAACGAAGCAGUUAUCUUGUAACGUUUUGAUAAACGUUUUCGACACUUCUAUCAUCAUGUCGUCGAUGGAGUCCAAUUUCUGGCAGAAUCUCGACCAGCAUCUCAGCAACUUCCAGUCGCAGGAUAAAAAUGUACGAAGAAAUGGUCUGAAAAACCUUCUCACAGAAUUAAACAAGGUCAUGCCGAAAGAGGUGAUGACGACAAAGGAAAAGAUACAGAAAGAUGCCACUAAUGACGACAGUGACGACGACGACGAUUCCGCCAGCGGUGAUUCUUCAUCGACAUCUCCUGUGCUCUCCGCUGAAAUCAUGUCGACGUUGAUGCCAGCCUUGUUUCUCCGUCUGUCAGACCCGGUUGAAGCAUGUCGUGAACUUACGUACAACAUUUUGACCUCAAUUAUUUCCGGUACGAGGAUAGUUUCCUCCUUGACCCCAUUUCUUCCUCACCUCAUCCCCAUUCUGCUGGAUCGACUAGGAGGCACAGAAUUGGUCGAAUCAUCUGAAGAAGUCAGACUCAUUGCUGUCAACUUUAUGAUAACGCUCCUUGAUCGUGUGGGGGUGGGCUUGUCGCCAUUUAUCGACGACUGGAUAUAUAUUCUUGCCGUCACGUUGACCGAUCCAUUUCAUGAAGUCCGGAAAUCUAGUUGUACUCUUAUUUCGAAAAGUGCAAGCCUUCUUCGUCAUGUUUUCCACUACAAUAGUGAACGUCUCAACAAACCGUUGGUGAUCUGCUUAACGCAUCAGCAGAGUAAAGUCCGUGUGGCUGCAGUGAGAUGUAUUGGGGACGUUUUGCUCUACGGAAAUCACAAGGUCAUCACAGAUUUCAUCCUUCCUUUAACCUUGCGCCUCUUUGAUUCUCAACCAAACGUUCGUCUCGCUGUGGUUGACGUUGUCGGAACUUGGAUGUUGGAUUAUGUCGAUCGAUAUUCAUAUUUUCACAACCUACUUCCAAUCCUGAUGACCGGAUUGUGCGACGAAUCUCCCCCUGUGCAGGAGUCCGCGUCCAAAUUUUGGGAGCACAUUGGGGAAAAAUAUUUAGAAGAAAAUCUCGAAGAGUAUAAAGAUCAAGUUGAUUUCCCCUCUCAAAUGCCGGCCCAUUAUCCGGAUGAUGUAAAACGCCCAAAUUUUGGAUGCCGCCUCUUAACGCAGCGUCAAGUUGGAAAGAUUUUACCUGGAGUGACAAACGAUAUUACGGAUUGGGUUGAAACAACCCGUCAAAAAUGCGCCCAACUUUUAUUCCAUCUCAUCCUAAAUUGUGAAGAAGCUAUAACGAUGCAUUCCGAACCCGUAUUACAAUGUAUUUUCAAAUCAUGUAUGGAUCCGAAUCCAGUCGUUUCGAAAUAUGUUUUGCGAUCUGCCUCUCUCCUCGCGUAUUUUGCCCCGUUUCCCGUUACAUGGUCAAUUUUAUCGAAUCGGUUGUCCAACAACCCAGCUGAAUCUGGCUUAGCACCUACGUCUGCCAUCAUUUCUGCUACAGAACGAUCCAUUCUGAAAGAACAUAUUGUCGAGGUUGCUUCACUCCUGUCCCAAUCUGAUAUUUGCCACACUCUCAAAACAUCCAGACAGUAUUGGCUCCUUCAAAUUUGUGCUGGACUAACCAGGGAGGAAUCGUUCUUGGACAACGAAGAACGUUUGUCUGGAGCGGAAAAUAUAUUUCGCAUUUUGCUCAGCGUCCUAGCCAUGACUGAGGAUGGCGACGUUAAAGCGAGAGCAAUUGUUGGAUUAAACGAUCUUAAGCGGGCCUGUCACUAUGAAAAUUUGGACGAUCUCUUUGUUUCUUUCUCACAUGGAGUUCUGCAAGAUAUUAAGAUAUCAUCCGAUUCUCUGUGGGGACGAGUUACACCAGAAAAUUUGAUCUUUUCAGCAAUUUUGACGUAUGGAGGUUCUUCCGUACAAAAAUAUCUAACCAUCGUUCUGGACAUUUUAAAGAAUCAACUCGAUCCUAAAAAGGACACGGAAGUCCGUCUGAAUUUAUUUACUCUUUUAGCUAAUGUACUGCAAAAUUAUGCACAAAUAUCUGAUGAAGAAGAGUGUCACCAGGGAUCAUUUGAAACUUUUGUGACUACGAUAGUUCAAGACAUUCUCACACCGAACUUGGUAUGGCGUGCCGGUAAAUCAGCGUCUGCCCUCCGUGCGGCCGCGACAUCCUGCCUCCUCACAAUUCUUGAAGAAAAACUACUCUCUGUCGAAACAUUUGUUGGUCUUGCACCAGCCAUUACGACCGGAUGUCUGUCUCUGUUGGAAGAAGGAUAUGAAUUGAAUCGUCUCUUAGCGGCGCAAUGUCUUGGAAGGAUGGGGGAGGCUUGUCAGGGUCGAUGGGGGAUUGAUUUAGUCCAAAAGAUUUAUCCAGAACUUUUGAAACGACUUGACGACGAGAAGGACGAUGUCCGCGUCUCUGCAGGGCUCGCAAUGUCGCGAAUUUUCUCUACUCUUCCCGAUCCACUGUCAAAAACGCACAUCGACUUUGCUUCUUCCGCUCUGCUCUUGCAUUUGGACGACGACGAUGAAAAUGUUGCAGCCGCUGUUGCCGAAGCCAUAAAAUCAUUGGGAUUACUUUCACCUCCUUUCCUAAUCGAGAAAUGUAACGAGUUCAAAGAGAAACAUAAAUCCCCACAGAAUUGUGAAGAUCUCAUUGAGUAUUUUCAAAGUUUAGAAUGUAAGGGAGUGUGAAUUUUUCGAGCGAUUCUGCUAACUUAGGAUUAGUAUUAGUAAUUAAAAGGUUAGUACUUAAAAGUCAACCACAAAACGUGUCUCAACAUUUGAGUGCAAUCAAAUAAUAGCAAUUUUAUAAAUUUUA